AUGGACGAGAGGAGCUCCGAAUUUCCUGCUGGGAAGAGGAAAAAACCGCACACCCACCCACCACCUCGUGACAUCUAUGUCUCAGGAUGGGAGCGACAGGACACUCUGAUUGUGAUGAGGCUCGAGCGGGCCCCACAAUUACCGCCGAGAUCUGUUCUGCCUGUCGCACGUUGGACCUCGCAUGCGUGCGGGUUUAGAUCUAUGUGCCUAUGGUUAUCCUACCAGUACGGGCACAAGUACGGUAGGGACUCGCUCGUUCUGCUUGAAUCACCAAAGGGUGCCGAUGGGUGCUUUCCCCCACAGAUAUUCCAAUUGUGGGGCAUCUGGAUCAAAUUUGUACCUAGAGGCUCGAGUAAGAGUACUUGUAUCAAUGCCAGUAUCAAGCUAUGA
Molecule: messenger RNA, 390 nt
Organism: Morchella sextelata
Lineage: Eukaryota; Fungi; Ascomycota; Pezizomycetes; Pezizales; Morchellaceae
Exons: 2
Coding region: 1-390 (129 amino acids)
Source: RefSeq, a predicted model, not a curated record